Carassius gibelio (silver crucian carp) is the source of this 5022-nucleotide messenger RNA. RefSeq names its product beta-1,4 N-acetylgalactosaminyltransferase 1-like. The record is from RefSeq and is a predicted model, not a curated record. Gene Ontology annotation, cellular component: Golgi membrane. NCBI's taxonomy places the organism in Eukaryota, Metazoa, Chordata, Actinopteri, Cypriniformes, Cyprinidae. Gene Ontology annotation, molecular function: hexosyltransferase activity. The coding region runs from base 303 to 1901 and encodes 532 amino acids. The transcript has 12 exons. Gene Ontology annotation, biological process: ganglioside biosynthetic process.
UCACAGAGGGGGUAGCCCGACUCCUCUCCUCUCUCCUCCAUUCUGUCUCAGAGGUGGAUGCCAUGCAAUCGGAUUUUCUUCAUUAAUCGGCUAUUUUCAUUCACAUGGCCAUCGCGUAGGGGGUGUUUUAAGGGUACGAGAUCCCUCUUGGUGGCGACAUUACAGCAGACGGAGAGAGCCUUCGGUCAGCUUCAUCAGCUACUGUAAGGGACAUCAAGAUUGAGCCAGUCAGCACCAUGGACCUUUAGGAGCAGUAAUGGCUACUUGCUGUAAUUCUCGCUCUGAUUGGAUAGACUUGUAGCAUGCGUUCCCUACGUAAGACUUUGCUGUUAGCUCUGGUAGCAUCAGUGGUGCUGGUUUUGGCAGUGCUACAUUCUUGGCCCACUCGGGUCUACAGCACUGUGGAUGUCCGGUACAGACCAGGUCCUGGAGCUGAGCGGAUGCUGGAGGAGAGACUUCCCGAACUAGAUCCCAGCACUAGCACCAUCCCUUACCGAGUGAGGGAGAGUGUGGCCAGGCUUUUGGCUCGCAAUGGCUGUGUUUGUGAAGGAGACAGCAGAGGGGUCAACCUGCCAUUUGCUCAGCUCUUGUUCCCCAGAGUGUCUGCCCAUCCGCUGCACACUGCCUUCCAGGCCUCCCAGCUCCAUGAGAUGAAGAAACGGCGUGCCAAAGAGUAUCAGAGCUUUCAGAUGAGGUCACAGACCCCUUCUGAUCUGCUGAUUGUAGCUGAAGCUAACAAUCCUCUGCAGUAUCCAACCCAGGGUGUGGAGGUUCGGCCACUUAAAACUAUCCUUAUACCAGGUUUGGCCUUAAAAGAGCUGCCCCAAGAUGAAUAUACUCUGAACUUUUCAGCAUCUCUUGGUACAUUUAAUGUGGCAGCAGAGGUGGAGGGGGUAAAGGUCAAGGGUGAUGGCGAGAUGCACAUGACCCUGAGCAGCAGCCUUUUGUCCAGUCUGAAUCGACAGCUCCAGUUUAUCACAUAUACUAACACUUUGUUCCACCCCAGCACAGCUGACACAGUGCAGUUAGAUACAGAAGGACAUCAAGCUCUGUUUACCAUCAAGAUCCGUCAUGGAGUUACACCCAAACUCUACAACACAGGCUCUGAUGGAGAUCAAGAGUAUAACAUCAGUGCUCUUGUGACCAUAGCAACUAAAACCUUCCUGCGCUAUGACAAGCUCCAAGAUUUAAUUGACAGCAUACGCCAGUACUAUCCAACAGUUACAAUAGUGAUAGCAGAUGACAGUGAGCACCCGAAAACAGUAUCAGGCCCAUAUAUUGAACAUUACAUCAUGCCCUUCGGAAAGGGCUGGUUUGCUGGUCGUAAUCUGGCCGUGUCACAGGUCACCACCAAAUAUGUGCUAUGGGUGGAUGAUGACUUUAUUUUUACUACCAACACAAAGCUGGAGAAGCUGGUGGAUGUGCUGGAGAAAACCACACUUGACCUGGUUGGAGGAGCAGUGCGUGAAGCUACAGGUUACACUGCCACCUACAGGCAGACUAUCUCAAUUGAAGCUGGAGAGGAAGAUGGGGACUGUCUGCACAUGCGGAGAGGCUUCCAUCACAUCAUCCAAGGCUUUCCUCACUGUGUUGUCACUGAUGGAGUCAUCAAUUUCUUUCUUGCCAGGACAGAUAAAGUGCAGCAGGUGGGCUUUGACCCCCGGCUAGCCCGUGUUGCGCAUUUGGAGUUUUUUAUAGAUGGACUCGGCUCCCUGCAUGUUGGGUCAUGUGAUGAUGUCAUUGUGAACCAUGCCACAAAAAUCAAGCUGCCAUGGGGACAGUCGGAAAGCGACAAAACUUACGCAAAGUUCCGCUACCCUCCUGCUUCAUCUGAUGCGACACACACCAAAAAUGGCCUCCUGUACUUCAAAAACCGCUUCCAGUGUCUAACACACAACUGAACACACCCUGACUAUGCCUUCUUCUCUUUCUCUCAUCCCCCCUUAAUUGAAUACUCUCUCCCCGAGUAGCUAAAGGAACCUCUGAAGACACUGGAAGUGUGCUGUGUAUGUACUGUACUGUAUUUGGUCCAAUGUGAGUAUGGGGGAGUUCAAAUAAGUCUGUUCUUUUGGAAACUCUCAUAGUGUGAUCACACAUGACUGACGGAUGAGAUGCACAGUCAUGGCUGGUUAAGAUUUUUUUUGAUACCUGAAGAUGUCGUAUUUUUGUGUCUCCUUUCUUUAGCUUUAUUUUUGCUCACAAGAAUUCUUUAGAUGCUGAUCAAACCAUUCUGUAAAUUAUGCACAGCCUUCUUUUUCUCCUUAGCCAAUUGUGUUUCAGUAUCACAUUUAAAGGGAUAAUAAGGAAAAAUAAGUAUUCUGUCAUCAUCUGCUCGUGGAUGUUGUUUAAAAUGCAUAUAACCCAGCGAGCUGCAUAGAAAAAAGGUAUUUUGGAGGGUGUCACAGACAGAGUUUUCCUUUUUGUUUGUAGUGGUAACAGCAUUCAAAAUGUACUGGAAAUAAAACAAUCCAAUUAUGCUUAUUUAUAUAAACACAGACUGGAAAACUUUACAGUACUUACAGUAAAAAUUACAGUAUUGCAAUCUGAUUAGAGACUUCCAAGCGCAUUCACGACAUGAAAGUAAGUCAAUUUUGACAGAAUUUUCAUUUUUGAGAGAACUAGUCCCUCAAUUGAUGAGAAAACAAGGUUUCUUUUGAAACUGAAGAACAAAGAGAAGACAGCCGAGGGAAACAUUUUGAACAAUGACUUUUAGAAUUUUUUUAAUUCCAGUUAAAGGGAGACCAUUUCUUUGGAACAUUGAUCGUGUGUUCUUAUGUAUGUCUGUGUGAGGGUCAUCUCUCUGUACGUUUGCACUAAACCAAAUGGACUUCAAUUGGAGAGACUCGACCCUCAGCAUCACUAAAAAGAAGGAAUGGACUGAACAUCAUUAGCAAGCUAAAACCACAGACUAUCCAACCUGUCUCUUUCAUUAUCUCUCUCUCCCUCUCACAUACACACUCUGAAAGAUAUAUCAGCAAAAGAUAGAUGGGUGAUUCAUUGUACAUCAGUAAAAUCUGAAUUUUAUUAUUAUUAUUUAUUAUUAAGAGUGACUGUGCCAAAGGCUUAAUUACUGUCCUUGUAUGACUUGAUUUUUGUUUGUACUUUUUUUACUUCCUUUAUUCUGGGAUCUUUUUAAGAUUGUAUCCUAAAGUACUGAAGCAUGAAAAUAGCAGCCAGAAUGCCACCUUUUAUAAAUUUAGUUUGCAAUCCCAUCAUAAGCAUAUAUUCCAAAGUUGCUUACUGUAAUGCUUUUAUUUGUUUGUUUGUUUGAGCGGGAUUUCAUCCAAUGCCAGAUUUGUUGGGGAAAUUGUCAAGUCAGUUGCUUUUGCCUUGCAGAAUGGCUGAGACAACUAACUUUACUAAAAUAAAAAAGCAGAAUUAAUAAACUUAAAUGGCACAGAUGUGCAAAUAUAAAUAAAUGAAUAAAAUGGUAAUUCAAAUGUAAGGCUAUAUCUACAUUAGCAGUCAAAAUAUGGACACACCUGAUUCUUUAUUCAUUCUUAUUUUCCACAUACAUUUUGUCAUGAAAAUGUUGAACCUAAAAAAAAAUCAUAAUUAAACGUUAUACUCUAGCUUUUUUUAAGUAGCCAAAUUCUGCUCAAUGAUCCAUUUUUUUUAAACUAGGUUUUUAAAAGACAUUCAUGAACAGACACUAUGUAUAUUUCUUACCCAAAAUUAACCUUUAAGAUCAAAUGGUCAUUAUAAAUGUGUCCAAACCUUAAUUUGUACUCUAUAUUUGAUAGAAAUAAAUAAUUGUUUAAAAAAAAUUACCUGUAUGCAGUCACCUACUGUAGAGUAAAAGCAUGUACGAAGCUAAUGUAAUAGCUGUCUAAUUCAAUAUAUAACAUCCUUGUGCAUAAUUUUUAUUACAUUUGUUUGCAUAUUGUUUGUUUUAUGUGUGUGUGUGUGUGUUUGUGUGUGUGUGUGUGCGUGUGUGUGUGGGAGAGAGAUAAGUGUUUUUUAAAAUACAUCAAGUGUGCUUUUCAUUGUCGCUCAUGAACAGCAUGAGGCCCUAAUGACUGUUAUCUGCAUUAUAUAUUGAACAACAGAUUCUUUAAAUAAUGUUCAACAUUAUGGCCUUGUCAAAGAUUAUACCUGUGUGUGUGAGUGUGGGGUAGUUUUCCCCAUCCUGUCUAAAAACAGUGCCAAACAGGAGACUUUCUAGAAAGCCUUAAAAGAGGUUAAGGAAGUGAAAGAACAGAGUAAAAAAAAAGAUACAUAAUGAAUUUUAUAUAAUACAUAAUUCAGUACAUAAUGGAUUUUAAUGAGCACACAGGCUGAAUAUAACAAGCAAUGGUGUAAAAUUGAAUUGAAAACUAAAUCUUGUGCUCUUGCUUUGUAUCUUGAAUGUGAUGCUCCUCAAAACAAAACAAAAAAAAAAGGUUAAAAAAUCCUUUUAAAUGGCUCUUUAUCACACUCUACCAGUCAUUAUACUUGUUUCAGUCCUGAAAAAAACAACUGAAGGAUUUAGUCCUGCAAUACUUAGUAUAGAGCUGCUAAGAUUCUGUUUGAAGAAUGCUUCCAGUUAUCUGCCCUGCAUAUUCGCAAGGUCAGAAGGAGCAUGUAAAAGCAUUGGUGUAAGGCUGAUUCUUACGAUUAGUUUCAGAUGAGCUUAAGAUGAUAGGAGCUUAAACAGAUAUGGGAAUCUGAAUAUCAGAUUUUUUGGCUGUGUAUUAAAUGGAGAGUUUGAAUUUUUUAUGAUAUUUAAAGGAUUUUUCUCAAAAACCUCCCUGCUUCCUCCUCACUUCACUGAUCAUGAUUCUGUCUCUUCAUCUCUGGAUUCUCACUGAGUCUGCAUGACUUCUAAUUUCUGUUGGGGUUUUGUAUCUCUACAGGAAGGUAGCUAAUUUUCUGUCUCCCAAAAACUAUGGCUGCCUAUUGAUCAUAUUUUAAAAGAACAAAAUGUAGUUUGCAAAUGUCCCUUAAAUAUAAAGCUGGAAAUUUUAGUUUUCUUUUUUUGUAAAUGUAAGAAAAAAAUAAUUUGUUGUCGAAUGGAAUGAGAUAAAGGCUUUGGUGAUAACA